UAAUGAGCAGCGCAAGUUAAAUUGACUAUGACGACUGACUUCAGUGACUUCUGCUGAAAUGAUUUCUUUUUAAAUUACAGGCAGGUAAAUUGCCAUAAAAAAACUUCAUUACAAACAAAAACAAGCCAUUGUUGACGGGUGAACGAUUGACGUCUGUUUAAACAAAAAAUAAAGCAAAUCCUGAGGGUAUAAAUUCAGUAACAAAGUAUUCUGAAUCCUUUUCAAAAUAAGAAACGACCAGGAUGCCCGAGAAAAAACGUGUUCUUGUCAUUUGUUUAGGAAAUAUUUGUCGUUCUCCAAUCGGAGAAGCCGUUUUCCAACAUUUGAUUAAAAAAAAUGGUCUUGAAGACCAGUGGGAAGUAGAAAGUGCCGCUCUGAUCGGAUAUCACACAGGGAAAUCUCCAGAUCGCAGAGCAAUGUCAACACUCAGAGACAAAGGAAUCACAGAUUAUUCUCACAAAGCGAGACCUAUAACGAAGGAUGAUUUUGUGAAAUUUGACUGGAUUUUUGGGAUGGAUGACGAAAAUAUUUCCCACCUCAAUCGUAUGAAACCGGCUGAUGGCAAAGCAAAAAUAGAACUAUUAGGAAAAUACGAUCCGGAAGGAGAAACCAUCAUCCGUGAUCCCUAUUACGACGAUGACAGUGCAGGAUUUGUAAAAGCCUACGAACAAUGCCUGAGAAGCGUGACCUCUUUUUUACAACAUAAUAAAAACGAAUAAGAAUUGUAAAUACUGAUGAAUACACUUGAGCACACCUCAACAAUGUUUCGAUCAUCGCCGGAGUAAAUGAGUCUUUGCAGUUUAUCUUCAAGGGUAAAAUCUAUAAGACCGUCGAGAGGCCCAGUUGGAAUAUUCAUAUCAAUGACAAGGGCGUCGAACUCUUUGCCCA
This is a messenger RNA of Venturia canescens, 888 nucleotides long. Its product is annotated as low molecular weight phosphotyrosine protein phosphatase-like. Gene Ontology annotation, cellular component: cytoplasm. Lineage: Eukaryota; Metazoa; Arthropoda; Insecta; Hymenoptera; Ichneumonidae. Gene Ontology annotation, molecular function: acid phosphatase activity; non-membrane spanning protein tyrosine phosphatase activity. Gene Ontology annotation, biological process: protein dephosphorylation. The record is from RefSeq and is a predicted model, not a curated record. Bases 243 to 719 code for a protein of 158 amino acids. The transcript is spliced from 5 exons.